This is a messenger RNA of Durusdinium trenchii, 825 nucleotides long. The record is from the annotation of a GenBank genome assembly. NCBI's taxonomy places the organism in Eukaryota, Dinophyceae, Suessiales, Symbiodiniaceae.
GCUCAAGACUCAAGUAGGAGAAUCGGCUCCGAAGUCGACUCCGGUAGGCUCCAAUGAAUGCUUUUCGACAGGCUUACCUUUGUCGCUUGAGGUAUGCCACACGCGCGGCCACAUCUACCGCCUUUCGAUUGCCGGCGGUCCAAGCAGGCCUGAGCCAAGAGGCUCGACCUGCUCAGGGGAUGAAGCUGACCAGGGCGACUGGCAGCCCACCCCCAUCAGCCAGUCCUGCUUCCCCGCCACUUGCGGAUGGUAAAGUGCUGAUGAAAGUGGGCAAGUAUCGAGGGAAAGCGUUUGCUGACAUCUACAGUGAGGAUCCCCAAUAUUGCCAAUGGGUUUGCAAAGCAGCCUUGACAACUGACUCAUCAGGGGAUUCCUUGAAAAUCUUCGCAGCCUACGUGCAGCAUAGGUGGCUCCUAAGUCUACAGAACCUGGUGUCGCAAGCAAAAGCGAACAGUUUGCUGGGUCAGCAGCUUGUUGUUACGGGUGAGCCCACGGAACUGACGCGUUCCACCCUCGAGGGCCUGAUCCGCAUCCUUGGUGGCAAGGUGACCUCCAAGAUUUCCGAAGCAACAGCUAUUGUAGUUGCUGGCUCCAAGCAGUGGAACGGCGAACCUGUUAGUGAAAGCACGAAGAUGCAGCAGGCCAUCGCUCGUGACAUUCCCUUGUUGACGGUGGAUGAUUUUCAAGCCUGGGUGCAAAAGAUCAGCACUUCCAAGAGCAGUGGCCAAAGUAAGGGAAAGCAAAGAGGCAAGGUGAGCAAAGUGAGCAAAUGAUUUUAGUAAGCGGUGCCGACCGUUGCCAACGUGUUUUUUGCGACCGACAAAA